Molecule: messenger RNA, 2789 nt
Organism: Salarias fasciatus (jewelled blenny)
Lineage: Eukaryota; Metazoa; Chordata; Actinopteri; Blenniiformes; Blenniidae
Gene: ifngr1l
Product: interferon gamma receptor 1-like
Exons: 7
Coding region: 181-1413 (410 amino acids)
Biological process (GO): cytokine-mediated signaling pathway
Cellular component (GO): plasma membrane
Molecular function (GO): cytokine receptor activity; protein binding
Source: RefSeq, a predicted model, not a curated record
CCAGUGACCAUUGGCGGGAUCCAGUCCGAGCUGCGCGGCGGAGUUUCUGGGAUGAGCGUCUGCAGCUCCGGCCGUACGCUGGUUGCGCUGUAGCUCCGUGAUGAAACGCACCACCAGUCUGAGCCUUUUUUAGGUAUCUUCUCUGACAGAAACAGCGCGUGCCGGAGUCUCGAGCAGACCAUGGGGUUCGCUUCUCUUUGUCCCGUUUCCUGCCUCGUCCUCUGGAUGAGCGUCGUCGCGGCUAGCGUGGAACCGCCAGCCAACGUGACCCUGCACUGCCAGAGUAUGAACAACGUCUUAAAGUGGGACUACGACCAGAUCACCCCGGGACUCAGGUUCAGAGUGGACAUCGGAGCCUAUUACAAGACAAAUGUAGACGGUUUCCGUAACGUCUCCUGGGUGGAGGCUCCCGCUCGCGAGGCCGAUCUCUCCUUCCUGUCGGAUCCAUCAGAAGCGUAUUUUCUCACGGUCACUGCUGUGGACGGCGACCAGGAGUCCGACCCCUCGCCGUCCGAGGACGGAAUCACCUUCAGCUACUUCAAGGACGCAGACGUGAACCACAUUUGUUUCGUGGAGCUCCCGUCAGUCAACGUCACGGCGCAGCCUCACGACAGCGUCCUGCUGCGCUUCCAGCACCCCUGGCUCAUGCUGCACAGGGAGGUGCUCGGCGAUCGACCGGCAAAAACCAGGAAGAAGAAAAGCCACGACGCCCUCCUGAGCGACGACCUGCCCGUUUUCGAUUACAGGGUUGCCAUCGUCAACCAGGAGAAGCAAGAUCACCACUCCUACCUCUGCGAGGAGGAGGUGUGUGAGGAGUCGCUGCCGGUCGACCCUCAGCAGAAGGAGCACUGCCUGACCAUCAGCGGAGACCUGGAGCAGAUGGUGGUGAAGGGGGACCAGGUCUACUGCGCUCUGCCCUUUGAGAUCCCUCCGUCUGACGAUCACACGUACACCUUCGUCUUCGUCGCCGUGGGCUUGUUGACCGUUGUACUUGCGCUUGUCCUCCUCAUGUACUUUCGCAAAAAGACUAAAGCCUACAGUGAGACUCCGGAUCCUCUGAUCUUCAGCAGCCCGUCGUCGCCGAGGACCUUGGAGGUUGAGCCGAGCACUUUGACGGGGGUGGAGGUCGUUGCGUCCACUCCUCUGACAGAGGUCGAGCCUGACGUCCCAGACUUCAUAGCUUUCACCCCUCCCGCCACCGACUCCUCGGACUACACCCACCGCCGGCGCCUCGGCCUGCCGUCCGAAGACGAAGGAGUGUCCAACGACAUCGAGGAAGAGCGGCCCGGCGGGGAGGAGUCCGCCUACAUGCACGGCGGCCUGGACGAGGACGACGUCCCGUCCAGCUACGAGCCGCGCGGCGUGCAGGUCCAGCUGGAGCCGGGCGACACGGCCGAGGGUUACCGCGGCUGAGCGCCUCGGGUCCACAACUCCAGGAGGGCCGUGGUUACAAAACAGAAACGCGUUGAAGAGGCUGCCGCGACAGCAUGGUUUGGUUGCCUCAGCUCGCAGCAGCGAUCACCCACAGCCCCCUCAGCACUUCUGCAGAAAACUAAAUAGAUCUUUGUGAAAGUGAGGAUAUGAUCAGUACUCCUCCAUUACUGCGUCGCUCUCUGAACUGUCAGGACGCGUUACAUGAGCUGCUGUCGCUGUGGGAUUAAACUCCUCGUGUUUUUGUUGUUUUUUUUUUUUAAACCCUCCUUUUUUUUAUUUCUUAACUUGCCUAAACGCUCAUGCACUUUUAACUCGACGUGCCACGAUAACGUAAACUUAACGUCCGCCACGAGGGGGGAACAGUUUCUCUGAAUACGUAUUGGGGUGAGAAUGGGGUGAGAAUGGUUUUGUUCCGAUUUCGCCUCUCGGUGGAGUCACAGUCCGGUCCAGUUCAGGUUCAACAGGUCAUUUCUUGAGAGAAGCUCAACGAUUCCGCACGAGCAAGCACAGUUGUCCGCACUGCAGAGGAACGCCGAGAGACGCCGAGCCUCGGAGUGAGGAGACCGGAGACGAGACUGCAUUAAGACAGAGGCCCCUGGAUUUCAGGCCUCAAGCCGAUUCCGUCGUGAAAUAACUCCGCUUUCCAGGACUGAAAGGGCCCGGCGUUCUGCUCCGCUUCUUUACUCCCACUACGCAGACAACCUCCCGCACGUCAGCAGUUACUGCAUUAAUCAACCUGCUUCUGAUUAUUUGCACUACCGUCCUCCAUCCGAUCCAGACGUGCUUCUCUCUAACCGAGCUGCUAGCUCCUUUACGUUACAUAUAAAGCAUCUCAUGCUGUCUUCUGCUGCAGAUGUGUGGAAUCGUCCCAAUGUUUGAGGACGGUUUUCAGUGUAAGUUUCCUAUUUGAACAGAUGUGUGUGAGUGUGUGCUCUGUACAUGCUUUUUGUUUUCAUCAUCUGUGCCAACGCAGCGACUGUUCAUAGAAGUGGAGCGAAUAAGGAAAAUGCAAUAUCAUGUUAUUAGUGAUUAUUGAUGAAAAUACGAGGUUUUCAAAAGGAAAAUGAUUUGAAUAGAAUUUCACCUUAUUGGGGAAAGUAGAAUGCGUGAGAACGUUGAGUGUGUUGUGAAUGGCACUUUAUUCACUGUCGGGAUAACUUCUGUAAGGGGUUUGUCUCGUUUUGUUUAUUUGUCCUCCCUUUUCAAAAAGCUGAUAACGUCUGUUCAGAGCGUAAUAAUAAUGUUUCUUGUGUUUUCGGGAAGUGCUGAAAAUAACUGCCUUUUUUUUUUGCGUCAGUUGCAUCACUUUUCUAAGACAUAUCUUCUAUGUCAAAUAAAGGCUUGCACUAAAUGUA